Didymodactylos carnosus is the source of this 561-nucleotide messenger RNA. NCBI's taxonomy places the organism in Eukaryota, Metazoa, Rotifera, Eurotatoria, Philodinida, Philodinidae. The record is from the annotation of a GenBank genome assembly.
AUGGCCGUGGCAGCAGAAGUAAUUACUUAUAUUACUAAUGCAUUUCCAAAUGCUCCACAUUUACUCGGACAGAUAGUGUCAAAAUAUGCUCCUCAACUGACUUGGUGUGCCGCAUUUGGUCUAUCAGCUGUAUGGGAAUAUGUAUACGAUCGCUUACAUGAACAAAAUCCGGAAACAAUUCCUUUAACAUCAGCAAGUGAAAAGGUUGCCGAAACAUCCUCACCGUCUGGUCAAGGUCCUCACAUACGUAACGGAUACAGUGAUGCUGACAAAAAAGCACUUGAACAGAUCCUCGAAAAUGCAACUAAAUUGGAGCCGAAAGGACAGUUACACCAAUAUUGUAAAAAAGGGACCUAUGACGAUGCUAAACAAGACUUGGAAAAAUUAUCUGGCAAUAUGGAAGAGAAAGAACCUAAAGUUUGGUCAAAAAAGUUACCUAAUGGAAAAACUGCAAUUGUGCGUGAAAAAAGUACAUAUCAAGACGCGAAGGCCACAUUGGAAAUUCAAAAGCCAAAUACGAAAGGUGCUUCGAUAGCAAUAAUUAAAAUUCGAUAUCUUUGA